UUUUUAAAAAAUUAUAUUAUGGCAGACGUUCAAAACCAAAGAGCCUUCCAAAAAUAAGAGGGCAUUUUCUAAAACUCUAAGAAAUUGUUGGCAAAGAAAACAUCCAAGGGAGUCAGAUAUUGGAAGGAAGUAGGUCUUGGUUUCAAAGUACCAAAGGAUGCAAUUGAAGGCAAUUACAUUGAUAAGAAAUGUCCAUUCACAGGAAAUGUGAGUGUCAGAGGAGCCAUCUUGAAAGGCAUAGUAAUUUCAACAAAGAUGACCAGAACAAUUAUCAUCAGAAGAGAUUAUUUACAUUAUGUUGCCAAAUAUAAUAGAUAUGAAAAGAGACACAGAAAUGUACCAGUUCACAUUUCACCAGCAUUUGGACCAGUCAAGGAAGGAGAUAUUGUUGUUUGCGGACAAUGCAGACCAUUAUCAAAGACAGUCAGAUUCAAUGUAUUGAAGGUCAUUCCAAACGAAAUCAUCGGUAAUGUUAGAAAACAAUUUGUUUUAUUCUGAUUCAAAUUAUAUUUGCAUACAUAUAGUACAAUAUAUAUAUAUUUGAUAUAUGAUGAGAA
This is a messenger RNA of Paramecium tetraurelia, 557 nucleotides long. RefSeq lists its product as uncharacterized. Gene Ontology annotation, cellular component: ribosome; cytosolic small ribosomal subunit. Lineage: Eukaryota; Ciliophora; Oligohymenophorea; Peniculida; Parameciidae. The record is from RefSeq and is a predicted model, not a curated record. Gene Ontology annotation, biological process: translation. Gene Ontology annotation, molecular function: structural constituent of ribosome. The transcript has 3 exons.